Molecule: messenger RNA, 2019 nt
Organism: Fonsecaea erecta
Lineage: Eukaryota; Fungi; Ascomycota; Eurotiomycetes; Chaetothyriales; Herpotrichiellaceae
Exons: 1
Coding region: 1-2019 (672 amino acids)
Biological process (GO): proteolysis
Molecular function (GO): cysteine-type endopeptidase activity
Source: RefSeq, a predicted model, not a curated record
AUGGCGGAUACCGGGUCCAAGACCUGGGCUGUUCUGAUUGGGAUCAAUUUCUACCCUGGAAACAAGUCCUUGAAGGGAUGCGUUCACGACGUCACAUCCAUUCGGGAGUUCCUGACCGAGAGUGUCCCGCGUAUAGACAUCAAAGUCUUCACAGCGAGCCAGCCUUCUGACCCUACUGCCAACGGUCCCCCCGAAGAACCUGCCUCGCUACCAACGUACGAUAACAUCACAAACGGACUAAAGAGCAUAAAUGAUCAAGCAAGAGCCGGAGAUGCAGUUUACAUUCAUUACUCGGGUCAUGGUGCAGAUCGUCAGUCUCCCCAACCGGCUGGCAAAGAUCCACAGAUCGACAAAGACGAGUUUGCCUUAGUCCUGUAUGAUCGGACACAUGGAAUGAAGAAACUACCGGGAAGCAAACUAGCAAGACUACUAAAGGCAAUGGUGGACAAAAAAUUGGCUGUCACUGUAGUCCUCGACUGUUGCUUUUCUGGAGGCGUUACGCGACAUGGCACCAAACGUAUUUCAACUAUACGAAGCAUAGAUGUUGAUUCUACCAUUGAUGACGAUGCUUGUUCCUCACUUCCUGGCAGGAGUCGAGGGCCUCCUCUUCGUGACGGCCGCAUCGUCCCUCAAUGGUUAGUACAUCCGGACGGCUAUGCUAUUCUCUGUGCCUGUGGACCCGACGAGAUUGCUGAAGAACUCGAGUUCGACAAAGGGACGUUCCACGGCGCACUAUCAUACUUCUUACUCCGGGCAAUAAAGUCACUGAGAAGCUCCGGCAUGAAGAUGAAUUCUGAAGCUCUGCGUCACCAUAUUUGUGCUAGAUUUCAUGCUACGCUACCCCAACAGAAUCCCAGACACUACGGGAAAGGGGCUCUAUCAUGUUUUGGGAAUUGCUUGAAUAAAGCUGAAGAGCCAUUUACUGCUGUUUUCGUCCCACAGGAGGGCGAUCGGUUAUGUCUUAGAGCUGGGUAUGCGCAUGGUGUUCAACAAGGCGACGAGUACGAGGUUUGCCCCUUCCCCGCAGCCGGUAACGAAGCAGACACCGUAAAGCAACCUUCGAUUUGGGUCAAAGUCAGCGUUGUUCGCGGCCUCACUUCGGACGUGGUAUCAUCCGACCCAACUGUUUCCCUUGGUUCUGUUAAGUCAGGUUGGAUAGCUAAGCCUCGCAGUCAACUGCGUCUUCAGAAUACCACCAUACAACUUGUGAUCAAAGAUAGCGAUAUCAGCAAGUGGCAAGAUGGGUCUGCUUCUCGAAAUUUUCUCAGAUUUUGCAGAGAUGACCUAGAGGGUCAGCCUUGUCUAUUCAAAAUCCAUGUGAACAGUGGCCAUGAAUACGAAGUCAUCGACCAAUCGAAUCAACCAGUGGCAACUCUCCCGACUGUCUCCUGUGACAGAAAGGAUGCAACGGAUCUUGUUAUGAAUAUGCUCGAGCAUGUGGCCAUUUAUAAAUCCAUCGAAGCGAUCGAGAACCGCUUUCCGUCGGUGCCAUUCUCUGAAUCAUUUGCUAUCGAACUUGUGGACGCCGAAGGGGUCUUCCUUCUGAAUUCUGGCGUCCUUGGAGUGCAAAACGACGAUGUGGUGAGAAUCAAAAUCCGAAACUGUGGCGAUGCGUCGAUAUACGUCCAUCUGCUUGAUUUGCGUCCUUCUUGGGAAAUUGUCGACAUGAUCCGGACUAACGACGGCGCGGACUAUGUAGAGGUCCCCGGAAAAACAGAAUUCUCGAAAUUAACACUUCAAAUGAAAGUACCAGACUACCUUGUGAGCAAAGGACAAAGUCAAUGCGAAGAUGUCUUCAAAUUUAUUGUCACAAGUCGGGCAACCUCGAUCAAUGGAUUGAGCUUGAAGGAGCUUCCUAGUACAAGUCUUCGUGGGAAUCAGGACAAAGUCUCUGAUUUCCUUCUACAACUGUGCUCUCCGCUGAGAGGCAGUAGAGCAGAUCCUCUGUCAGAAGACUGGGCGGCCCUUAACUUCGUUGUACGGACUAGGCUGCCACAGUGCCACCUCCAUAGUCUCUGA